Hibiscus syriacus is the source of this 2226-nucleotide messenger RNA. Its product is annotated as cucumisin-like. Gene Ontology annotation, molecular function: serine-type endopeptidase activity. The transcript has 9 exons. NCBI's taxonomy places the organism in Eukaryota, Viridiplantae, Streptophyta, Magnoliopsida, Malvales, Malvaceae. The record is from RefSeq and is a predicted model, not a curated record. Gene Ontology annotation, biological process: proteolysis. Bases 1 to 2226 code for a protein of 741 amino acids.
AUGGCAGCCCAAACUUCAUCUUUUUCAAGCAUUUUGCUCUUCAGUUUCAUUCUUUCCAUGCUCAUCUGCUGCUGCCAUGCUGCUUCCUCUAAUAAUCGACAGGUUUACAUUGUUUACAUGGGGAACCUUCCCAAGGGUAAGGUUUCAACUUCAAGCCUUCACAACACCAUGCUGGAAGAAGUUGUUCCCAGUAGUGUUGGAUCAGAUGUUUUGCUCUACAGCUACCAUAGGAGCUUCAAUGGAUUUGCUGCCAAAUUGACCAAAGAUGAGGCAAAUAAACUGAGAGAAAAAGAUGGGGUGGUUUCUGUUUUCCUUAGCCAAAAGAAGCAACUCCACACGACAAGGUCAUGGGACUUUAUGGGAUUGAACAAAAAAGUUUUAAGAUCAUUCAUUGAGAGUGAUAUCAUUGUUGGAAUGCUUGACACUGGGAUUUGGCCCGAGUCUCAAAGCUUUAACGAUACUGGAUUAGGUCCGAUUCCGAAUAAGUGGAAAGGCACAUGCCAAAGCUCGGCCAAUUUCACCUGCAACAAAAAAAUCAUUGGAGCAAAAUAUUAUCGUGCCGAUGGAGAUUCCAAUCCGAAUUAUGAUUUUCGAUCCCCGAGAGACUCCGAAGGUCAUGGGACUCAUACUUCAUCAACAGCUGCAGGUGGCUUUGUUAACAAGGCAAGUUUAUACGGUCUAGCAAAAGGGACGGCUCGUGGUGGGGUGCCAUCAGCUCGCAUUGCGGUUUACAAGAUUUGUUGGUCCGAUGGUUGCUCUGACGUAGACAUUCUUGCUGCAUUCGAUGAUGCAAUAGCCGAUGGUGUUGACAUAAUCUCGCUUUCUGUUGGGAGUAUUUUCUCGUCUGAUUAUUUUGAUGAUCCGAUUGCUAUAGGAGCUUUCCAUUCGAUGAAAAAUGGUAUAUUGACAUCAAAUUCUGCCGGAAAUAGCGGUCCUCGUCUUGCAACUAUUACAAACUUUUCACCUUGGUCUUUAUCUGUCGCUGCUAGUACCAUUGAUAGAAAGUUUAUCACUAGAGUGAAGCUCGGCAAUGGUGAAAUCUACGAGGGAACGUCCAUAAAUACAUUCGACCUCGACGGAAAAAUGUACCCUUUCAUUGCUGGUGCUGCUGCUACAAACACCUCACAAGGUUAUACAUCCGAGGAUUCAAGGUAUUGUGAUCCGGAAACAUUGAACAAAACCUUAGUGGAAGGCAAAAUUGUUUUCUGCGACUAUGACAGCAAUGGUGAGGGUCCGGUCGAAGCCGGCGCUGUCGGUGCAGUGUUCCAGAGUGGUGACUUCAAAGAUUUGGUGUUUGCUUACGGGUUACCUCUUUCGAAUUUGAACUUGGAUGAUGGAAGACAUGUUUUGAACUACGUGAACACAACAGAAAAUCCGACAGCGACGAUAUUCAAGACUGAGGUAAAAGAUAAUCAGUUCGCCCCGUUCGUUGUUUCGUUUUCGUCAAGAGGGCCUAACCCUGUUACAGCAGACAUCCUCAAGCCUGAUCUUACAGCUCCCGGUGUCGACAUCUUAGCCGCAUGGUCGGAAGCUGCCUCCUUGACAGAUACCGAAGAUGAUACGAGAAUCGUUCCAUACAACAUUAUUUCAGGCACAUCCAUGUCUUGCCCACAUGCAACUGGUGCAGCCGCUUAUGUUAAAUCAUUUCAUCCAACAUGGUCCCCUGCUGCCAUUAAAUCUGCUCUAAUGACAACAGCUUUUCCAAUGAGUUCCGAGAACAACCUCGAAGCCGAGUUCGCAUACGGUGCAGGCCAUAUAAACCCUGCACGAGCAGCCCGACCUGGAUUGAUAUAUGAUGCAGGGGAGACUGAUUUUGUUAAUUUCUUAUGCGGACAAGGAUAUAACUCUAAACAACUCGCGCUCAUUACCGGAACUAUCGCAAUUUGUUCCGAAGAAACGAAUGGAACAGUGUGGGAUCUAAACUACCCUUCGUUUGCAUUGUCCACAACUCCUGGAAAUUCAGUCACUCGAGUCUUUUACCGGACGGUGACGAACGUUGGCUCGGCAGUGUCGACUUACAAGGCGGUCGUUAAGUCUCCCCCAGGGCUUGUUAUCCAGGUUCAACCGAGUUUACUUUCUUUCAAAUCACUUGGCCAAAAGCAAUCCUUUACAGUGACCGCGAGAGCUGAAGUCGGUAACUCUAUGAUCUCCGGUGCUUUGAUUUGGGACGAUGGAGUUCAUCAAGUGAGGAACCCUAUUGUUGCUUAUGCUUCCUUGGUCGAAUGA